AUGGUCACACGACAGGUGCUACUGAUGCAGCUGGACCAAUUUUGGCAGCAGCACCUGAAGAACAUGGACUUCAUGAAGACGGGCGUGACACUACGUGCCUAUGGUCAAAAGAAUCCGCUCACCGAGUACAAGCUCGAGGGCUACCAGGUCUUCCUCAAGAUGAUGUCGAAGAUCAGGAGGAAUGCCUUGUACAACAUCUUCCUGUUCCAGCCCAGGAAGCUGACGCCCAUGACUCGCGACCGUGUGAAGUCGAUGAUCCCGAACCGUGAGACGCGUCGAAAGCAAAUGGAGGAGUUCAAGAAGACGGAUGCAUAUCAGCUGGAGAAGGAAGCUCGAGGCCUUGUCCAAGAGAAGGGCGCCGCGGCGCGCAGCAUGAAUCUGGCCAGGCUUUCGCUGAACAUUCGCCAAGUCCUUGAAGCCCGGGAAGGCUUGGGUGAGCUUGCAUUGGCAUCUUUCUCCGAGCUGAAGGAAACCUUCGCACGUGCCGGCCUUCUCAUGCUCGGAGAUCAGCUCAUGUGGGCGCAGGCUUGCAGCGAGUUUGAGCUGCUCGAGGACGAGCUCGAGGGUGAAAUUUACAUCGGCCUCGUUGGCCGUGCUGAGCCACAGAAGGCCCAGGCACCCACAGCGCCGAACGCACAGAGCGCAGAGGAGAUGGAGCUCUUCGAGGAGAGACAGCGUGAGGCUCAGAAGCUCUUCGAGGGUGCGCAACAAGAUCCGAACUUCAUGCAGACUCUGGCGGCCUUCGCCGACCGUCCUGAGCUCUUCCUGAAAGAGCUGAAGGCUGCCUCUCAAGAACAAGGCUGGACCCGGGAAGACGUGCAGAAGAUGAAGGAGACCUAUGCCAUGAUGGGAAUCAACGUCGAGAUCAUGCUCCAGGAGAUGAAGGCUUCGGCCGAGCAGCUGCCACCAGCUCAGAGAGAGCUUAUCGACUACAUGCAGCAGCUCCUGCAGGACCCAGAUGCCGUUCUGGCCGCUGCAAAGCAGGAGGCCGAAGUGGCAUCUGAGGAGAAGGUGGAUGCGUGA
Symbiodinium necroappetens is the source of this 1023-nucleotide messenger RNA. NCBI's taxonomy places the organism in Eukaryota, Dinophyceae, Suessiales, Symbiodiniaceae. The record is from the annotation of a GenBank genome assembly.